UCUUUGUUAAAUGGUUUCCAAUGCAAGAAACCUCAAUACUUUCACAAUCGUUUGUCUCUUUUUCUCAUCAACACUCUAACCGUUUAGCGGAUAUCGUGGACAUGGGUUCUGUGUCGGGUUCGGGUAAGGUCCACCACUGGAACGUGUUCGACGGCGUGAAGAUAAUCGCGGCGACGCCCGAGGCGCUGAUGGCGGAGAUUGAUUCUGCGAUCUCGGCUAUGGAACACUCACGCGCCACCGCUAUGCUCGACGAAGACGAGGGAUACGACGCGCGCGUGGCCGACGAGGCCUACAAGGCGGGCUGCGCCGCCCUCGCCGCCGGCAAGCUAGACGAGGCGCUCCGAUCACUGAACCUCUCUCUCGCGAAGUGCCCUCCCGACAAAGCCUCCGCGCUCGCAAAACUCAACUCGCUCAUCGCUCUCGCUUCUAACCACCUUCAAGCCUCCUCCAAAUGACAACGCGUCGUUUCGUCUCGUCGCGAUUCUUGUGAAUCUUGAACGGAGAUUACAAAGGAUGCUCUGAGGGUUUUCACUCGUGUUACUACUCUUCGUUAAUUAGGAGUGACAUUUGCAACGAAAGUUAGCUGGCGUAUACAUGUUUUAAGAAUUAUCCCUCCAACAAUGAACCCAUCCCUUCUCAUUUUCACUCCCUUAACUCGCACACCGAAGAAGCUUGCAUUUCUCAACCUUCAGCAACUCCACCUUAAUUCUUUUGCUCAUCUAUUUUUUUAUGGCUCCAAAAGUGAAUUUCAUAGUUUCUAAUGAAUUGCAUAAUCAUAAGCAUUGUCUCUCCAUCUUCCCUCCAACUUCCCUCCAUCUUCCCUCCAUCUUCCCUCCAUCUUCCGGUCAGUCAGGUUUGCGAUUGUUCGUCUUCUUCGUCUUCAUUCGCCCGGUUGUGGGUAUUUCAUUUCGCCCGGUUGUGGGUAUUUCAUUUUAUGGUUUCGUAGAAUAUUGUUUGCAAUUCGUUAUUCCCUCUCUCUUUGCUGUUGAAUAUGUAGGUUGUAGGGUGUGUUUCCACAUUGUGGUGGUUUGUGGCUUGCAUUGUUGUUUUCGAUGGAUAUUUUGAGAGGAUUUGCAGCGUGUUUUUUUCGUUGGUGGUGUGUGUACUUCGGUGGUUUCGUUGAGUGGAAAAAGAAUUAGGUAAUACUUUUUAGAAUUA
Molecule: messenger RNA, 1158 nt
Organism: Vigna angularis (adzuki bean)
Lineage: Eukaryota; Viridiplantae; Streptophyta; Magnoliopsida; Fabales; Fabaceae
Exons: 2
Coding region: 21-455 (144 amino acids)
Source: RefSeq, a predicted model, not a curated record